Candidozyma haemuli is the source of this 3615-nucleotide messenger RNA. RefSeq names its product mRNA-binding protein. NCBI's taxonomy places the organism in Eukaryota, Fungi, Ascomycota, Pichiomycetes, Serinales, Metschnikowiaceae. The transcript has a single exon. The record is from RefSeq and is a predicted model, not a curated record. Bases 1 to 3615 code for a protein of 1204 amino acids.
AUGUCAGAAAACAAUCCUGAUGGAGGCAUGUCUGUCGAGGCAGAUAUCCUCGAGGAGAAACUUGCCAAGAUCAGAACGCAGGUCAAUUCGAAACUUGAAAACCAGAAGAACUUAGCCCUCAUCUUAUCUGCUGUGGAAGAGAACAUCGCAGAGCAGAAUAACGACAAAUCGCCUGUGGCAUACUUUGUUUCGUUCCUUUCUUUGCUUGAACUGUCUGUUGUUGAAGAUCAAAUUGCUGAUGCCAAUGUUACAACUGCUGCUGCUUACUUCUUGGACCUUGUGGUUCCUGCUACUCCAGAGGCUCUUUUGAAACAGAAGUUUGCCCCAAUUCUUGGAAAGUUGGCUCCAGUUUUGACAAACGAAGAAGCCGGUGCUCCACUUCUCAGAUCGGCUGUGGGUGCUUUGGAAGGCUUGUUGUUGGCCCAGGAUCAUCACCUGUGGCUGUCUUCUGGAAAUGUUUCACCAAAGAGAGCCCUUGUGGGUUUACUAGAAUUAGCAUUUGAUCCACGUCCUAAGGUUAGAAAGAGAGCUCAGGAAGCUGUUCAGAAGAUUCUUGCUAACCCUCCAGCAUCUCCUUCCGCUACACAUGUCGCUGCAGGCCUUUGUGGUGAAUUGUCUUUGAAGAGAUUAUCUGGUCUCCUCUCUGAGGCCCCAAAGAGCAAAAGACCAGAAAAGAAUAAGGAACUGAAUGCCACGAUUAUUCACUGCUUGCAGCUUAUAACUGCCAUUACAUCUGCUAACGCUUGGCCUGCUACUCACGUUGAGGCUCUUUGUGAUGCUUUACUUGAAGUCUCCAAGACCUCUGACCAGUACUUGGUCACUUCUGCAUUUGCUGCUUUCAACGGCUUGUUCGUGUCUAUGACAAACGAAAUCGAUACCGAGAAGUUCACUCGUGUGCUCGAUAUCAUUUUUGACUUGAAGCCUCCUGUGGACGAUGCUCACUUGGCUGCUUCAUGGCUUGCAGUUGUUGCAAAGGGUACUGAAUGUUUCGCCAAGAUUCUGCCUGAGCUUUCAGUCAAGAUGAUCCAGAAGCAGUUCCCUAUAAUUGCUGACUUCCUCGCUUCUGAAAACAAGGACAUUUACACAUCUGCUUCUCAGUGCAUGAUCGCUAUCAUCAGCGAAGGUUUACCAGACUCUCUUUUGCUUCAGCCAAACACUGAGUUUAACAUUACUCCAGAGCUUUACGAAGAGGUGGACGAUAUGAUCACCGCCGUCGUGGAGUUCAUCGAGAAGGAGCUUCUUUCCAUAAAGUACCAGCACGCUACCAGAGUGAUCUUGGAGUUCUUGACGGCUGCUGUGAUCAAGCUUAGGACAAGAGCUAACCCUGACUUCCUUUCAGUUCUUAGAGUUGUAGGUGAGUGGAGAUCUAAUGAGGACACCAACUUCCCUUACAACAAGGAAGCCGAGGACUUUAUCGCAGCAUGUAUUUCUAGCAUGGGCCCAGAGGCCGUCUUGAGCGAACUUCCGCUUAAUCUUACUGGUUCUAACAACGGUGAACCAGGUAGAGCUUGGCUCUUACCUAUCUUGAGAGACAAUGUUCGUUUUGCAUCUUUGCAAAACUUUAAGCAGAACAUCUUGCCUCUUGCUUCUAUUUUCGAAGAGAAGGUUUCUGCCGCUUCUAACAAGGAAGCCAUGCAUAUCAAGAUUUUCCAGACAAUCAUCGACCAGAUUUGGUCCUUGCUUCCACACUUCUGUGACUUGCCAACUGACUUACGUACAUCCUUCGACGACGAGUUUGCUGGUAACCUUAGUGACUUGCUUUACUCUAACGUUGACCUGAGAACUACCAUUUGUCAUGCAUUGCGUCUUCUUGCCGAGUCUAACCUUGUCUACAGUAAGGGAGCGCUCUCUGAUGAUCCAUUGAUGAUUCAGAACUUUGCCAUUGAAGAAGCCCAGGAGAACUUGAAGUACUUGUCUACCAAGGCUAACAACCUUAUCCUGGUUCUUUUCAACGUUUAUGUCAACACUCUUGCUGAAGCUAGAGGUUUCAUCUUGGAGACUAUUGAUAUCUACUUGCAGAUUAUGCCAACUGAUGAGUUGCAGAGCUUGUUGGACAAGGUGUUUGACCGUCUUCACACUGCCAUCCAAAUGGAUGAGGCUGAACCACAGCAAAACCAAAAGAAAGAUCAGCCACCACCACAAAGUGUAUCGAUGAUGGAUCUUGUGGUUGCCAUGUCUAAGUAUGCUCCAGAGGCUUCAUACAACGGUCUUUUCAAUGUGUUCGUCUUUGGCGUCAAGAGAGACAACAACGUGAACAUCCAGAAGAGAUCUUACAGAAUCAUUUCUAAGCUUAAUGAAUCUGAGUCUGGUCAAAACGCUAUUAGGAUGUUCAUUUCAGACAUUGAGAACGUUUUCAUCGAGACUAUCAGCUCUACGCAUACAUCCUCGAGAACUAGCAGAUUGGCUGCUCUUCAAAUUGUCAUGGAGUUGCUUCCAGGCUCUGACUUGCAUUUCAUCCCAGCUAUCUUGCAAGAGGUUAUCAUGUCUACCAAGGAUGUUAACGAAAAGUCCCGUGAAGCUGCUUUCAACCUUUUGAUCCAGAUGGGUCGCAAGAUGGCUGAAGGUGGUGUUAUCAGAAACAGCAUGGUCCCUGAUUUCGGUGCUGAUGCUGAAGAUUCGCUGGCCAGUUUGACUGAAUUCUUCACCAUGGUCAGUGCUGGUUUGGCUUCCCAGAGUCAACAUAUGAUCUCUGCCACCAUCACAGCUCUCUCAUGCUUGAUGUUCGAGUUCAAGGACAGUUUGCCUCAGGAGACUUUGAUCGAAUUGGCUUCUACUGUUGAGUUGUUCUUGACGCAUAACUCGAGAGAGAUUGCCAAGUCUGCCAUUGGUUUCGUCAAGGUCGAGGUUCUUUCUUUGCCUGAAGACCUUGUGCGUUCCAACUUGUCUGAGUUGUUGACCAAGUUGAUGAGAUGGUCUCACGAACACAGGGAUCAUUUCAAAUCGAAGGUGAAGCACAUUGUGGAGAGAUUGGUGAGAAAGUUUGGUGUGGAAGAAAUCGAGAAAGCCAUGCCUGAAGAGGAUAGAAAGCUUGUUGCCAACAUCAGAAAGACGAGAAACAGAGCCAAGAGACAGAAGGAUGCCGAAGAAGAUGGCGAAGAGAAGCAAGGCAAGAAAUUUAUGUCUGCCUACGAGGAGGCUAUCCACGAUUCUGACUCUGAAGACGAAGAAGAGGAUGACAAAAAGGCUAAGCCAGGUAAGAGAAAUAAGGGCGGUGAUAUGUACAUUUUGGAAGAUGGCGAAGAGCCAUUGAACUUGUUGGACCGUCAAACUUUGGCUCAUAUUUCCUCAUCCAAGCCUAAGAAGUUCACCAAGCUGGACUUGAAGAAGCAUGAAGUGGAGAUGAGAAACGGUAAGGUUGUGUUCAAGGACGACAACGAGAAGGACCCAUUGGCCAAGGAAGGUUCUGGUAUUGAUGCUUACUUGGAUGCCGUGAAACAGGCUCCAGUGAGAGGCCAGAAGAACAAGUUGAAGUUCAAGAAGAACAAGAACGAGGACGACUGGUCAGAUGAUGAAGAGGAUGCCAAACCAAAGCCUGCCAAGACCGGUAAGACUUUGGGUAAGGGUAACAGAAUCGGUAAGCCAAAGCAGAAGUUCAAGGCCAGAAAGAAGCUUUGA